GCAAUAAAGAUAUUAGUAAGUAUAUUUUCUGUACUUAGGAUAAUACUUUUUUCGCAUAUAUAGAUAAUCCCGGUCGACAUUGGUUUGAAAAUUUUUUCAAACGAAAUUCGGAUAAAUUAAAGAUGAAAAAAGAAAUAAAAUUAGAACGAUCUCGUCGUGAUAAUUUCACAGAAGAAGUGCGUUCAAACUGGUUCAGUAAAUUAAAAGGUAUUCUUGAUUUAAAUAAUUUACAUGCUCGUCCAGCACAAAUCUGGAAUUGCGACGAGUCCGGAUUUUCUGAUGAAACUCAAUGUAAGUUUUCUUUUUUUCUUAUACUUAAAUUUCCAGCUUUUCAACAGGUGAAUAUGUAG
This is a messenger RNA of Rotaria sp. Silwood2, 350 nucleotides long. The record is from the annotation of a GenBank genome assembly. Lineage: Eukaryota; Metazoa; Rotifera; Eurotatoria; Philodinida; Philodinidae.